Molecule: messenger RNA, 1234 nt
Organism: Melozone crissalis (California towhee)
Lineage: Eukaryota; Metazoa; Chordata; Aves; Passeriformes; Passerellidae
Gene: FBLIM1
Product: filamin binding LIM protein 1
Exons: 8
Coding region: 215-1234 (339 amino acids)
Biological process (GO): cell-cell adhesion
Cellular component (GO): stress fiber; focal adhesion
Molecular function (GO): filamin binding
Source: RefSeq, a predicted model, not a curated record
UGCUCCGGGUGCUUUUUCCUCUUUAAUCCCUUCCCUGCUUGAGUCAGAGGCUGAAGUCACCGGCAGGAACAUCGCGAAGCUGUUCGCCCACCUCGGGGAGUCUGUCUGCCCCACAAAGAACGUACUGACCCCCCGUGAGUGGGAUUUUGGGGGAGCAGAGCCGCAUGAGACCGGGAACUCAUCACACAGAAUCAACCCCCGAUCCGGCCCUUCCAUGGCUUCAGCGAUGUUGCCAGGGAAAGCAGAGAAAAGAAUCGCUUCAUCCAUCUUCAUCACCCUCGUGCCACCACGGAGGGACGUGGCCACCAAGGAGAAAACCCAGCGGGAGCCGCAGGCAGGUGGUGCCGAGGUCCCUGGCACCCACCAGCCCCAGAUCCUGCUGUCACCCCCCCAGUUACCCAACGGAGAAACCCACACGGUGGCCCCUGUACCUGCAUCCCCACCAGUCCUGCCCCUCUCUGAGGUGCCCCAGCCCUUGUCCAUGGAGCCGCUGGGUCUGGCACUGCAGCAACUGGACCUUGCAGCACCCGCCACCCUCCAGGCCCCUUCCACCUUCCCUGCUGAACUGAAGCCACCCACAUUUUCCCAGGAGCAAGCAGGCAAGCAGCAGUGGCAGGAUGUGAAUGGGGACCCGGGGAGGGACAGCUCCAGAGACAUCUGUGCCUUCUGCCACAAGGCGCUGGGGGCGCGGGAGCCGACGGUGGAGGCGAUGAGGAAGCAGUACCACCCUGACUGCUUCACCUGCCGCACGUGCCGCCGGCUCCUGGCUGGGCAGCGCUACUUCCAGAGAGACGGGUGCCCCACGUGUGACGCCUGCUUCCAGGCCACGCUGGAGAAAUGUGCCAAGUGCCAGGGGCUGAUCACGGAGCACAUUGUCCGUGCCCUGGGCAAGGGUUACCACCCCAGCUGCUUCUCCUGCGCUGCCUGUGGCCGGGCCAUCGGCACGGAGAGCUUCGCCUUGGAUGAGCAGGGUGACGUGUACUGCGUGCCUGACUACUACAGGAAAUACGCCGUGGUGUGCAGCGCCUGCCAGCGCCCCAUUGUCCCCCACGAGGACGAGGACACCUACAAGAUCGAGUGCCUGGGACGCAGCUUCCACGAGAGCUGCUACCGCUGCGAGAGCUGCAGGAUGCCCCUGUCACCGGAGCUGACAGAGAAUGGGUGUUACCCCCUGGAUGACCACCUCCUCUGCAAGUCCUGCCACAUCCACUGGCGCAAUGAGUCGUCCUGCUGA